This is a messenger RNA of Coffea arabica (coffee), 1699 nucleotides long. Its product is annotated as GDSL esterase/lipase At2g30220. Gene Ontology annotation, molecular function: hydrolase activity, acting on ester bonds. NCBI's taxonomy places the organism in Eukaryota, Viridiplantae, Streptophyta, Magnoliopsida, Gentianales, Rubiaceae. The record is from RefSeq and is a predicted model, not a curated record.
CUUACUGAACUAGUAGAGACAUAUAACUCUCUCUCUCUCUCUUUUUCCCCUCAAAGAACGUAAAUCCCCAUCUAAAUGUCUCAUUUAAUCUGCCAUCUUAAUGCAAGUUACUACUACACCGAGUUCCCACGCAACUUAUAUAAUAUACGUGUGCAUUCGUUCCAUAAGUGGCUAAACCCGCGAAGAAAACAAGCUCACUCAAAUAUGGCACCAUCCCGCGUACUCUUCACAAUAUUGGUGCAUCUUUGCACUGUUGCUACCUGCCUCUGCCAUAAUCAACCAAGAUUCACCGCCAUAUACGCUUUCGGUGAUUCUUUUGCGGAUACGGGCAAUAACAAUUUCCUUGUCACGCUGCUAAAAGCCAACCAUGCCCCGUAUGGGCAAUGCUUUCCCGGUCGGGUAGCAACAGGAAGGUUUUCUGAUGGAAAACUCAUUCCAGAUAUUCUGGCUUCAGCGCUUGGGAUCAAAGAGUUCGUUCCACCUUUUCUGGAUCCAAGUUUGUCGCCUCAAGAACUCCGGACAGGCGUCUCCUUUGCCUCGGCGGGGUCCGGGUACGAUGAGCUGACAACCGUCUUGACUAACGUAAUCCCUGUUUCGAAACAGGCCGAACACUUCGAGCAUUACAUAGGGAGGCUGAACCAGGCUGGAGGAGAAGUUGCUGCUAGAAAUAUAGUUAGAGGCUCCCUGUCGGUGCUCCUGGCAGGAACCUCUGACUUUCUAAUAAACUUUUAUGACACCCCUACCAGACAGAUUCAUUACAACCUCACUGGAUAUCAAGAUUUUCUGCAGCACAAAAUCCGACAAUUUAUCAGGACGCUAUACGAUCAGGGGGUUCGAAAAUUUUUGAUAGCCGGGCUUCCUCCAGUUGGGUGUUUCCCAAUACAAAUAACAACAAAAUUGAGGUUUCAGUUAUCGUGCGCGGACGACGAGAACAGGGAUGCCCAGUCUUAUAAUCAGAAGCUCAUUUCCCUCUUAGCUAAAAUCGAACCGACUCUACCAGGGGCUAAGCUUGUCUAUGCCGACAUAUUCUCGCCGUUAAUCGACUCGAUCAUCUACCCUUCAAAAUAUGGAUUGGCCAUAACUAACAGAGGUUGCUGCGGGACCGGAUUGCUGGAAGCAGCGCUUCUGUGUAAAGAAUUCAGUCCGGUUUGCCCAAAUCCAGCCCAAUUCCUGUUCUGGGAUUCAACUAAUCCUUCAGAAGUGGCCUAUAAGAACAUAGCCCAAUUCUUACUGCAGCAUGCUCUGCCUCAACUCGCGUAAGCGAUCAACAGGAUGAAGCAUUAAUAACCAUCUCCAGUCCGCCCUUUGAUUCAUAUUUUCCUUCCAUUCAAGUUUAGAGCCUGUUUCUCCAAAUUUUCACCGUAGUUGGUGCGCCAAAAAAAAAAAAUUCGCAAUAUGGUCAGUUGAAACUUUGUGGGUUUAAUCUGAUACUUCCCUUUUUCAGCAUAUAAUAAACUGUUUGAGUUUGCCAUUUUCUUUCUUUACCACGCCAUAUAACUAAGACGUAAGUAAGGCAGCAAUUCUUGUCUGUAAUCGAAAGCUCUUGCAAAUGAAGGGAUGAUAUGGCGCUUUCCGAGUUGGGUAGAAGUGAAGGUGGCCUUUGUAUUUUUCUUUCUCAGCACUGUAAAUUGUGUGACGAUGAUCCAUAUUUCCGAGUUCCCAAGCAUUCAGAGCUACCAAUAAUUAAGCCUAAGAAUUG